AUGAUGCCUCGAGACUCAGUAUACGGUCCUUGGCCCUCCAGCGGGGAGAUUGACAUUGCGGAAAGCCGCGGGAACGACGCGGAGAGGUAUCCGUCGGGACGCAACAUCAUCAGCUCGUCGAUGCACUGGGGCACGACAUACGAUAAAGAUGCGUAUCUGCUCAGCAUGGGGGAGUGGGGAUCCAAGCGCACCAAGUACUCGGAUGGGCUUCAUACGUUUGGGCUGGAGUGGUCAGAGAAGUAUCUGUUUACCUGGCUGGACGGGCGACUUCGCGUAAGUGGAUUUGGGAAUAAUGGUGAAGGUCGUGAAUUGAAUCCAAUUAAGGGUAUCAUGGGAAUCUUAGCGCUGUACACAGGAUGA
Molecule: messenger RNA, 360 nt
Organism: Aspergillus lentulus
Lineage: Eukaryota; Fungi; Ascomycota; Eurotiomycetes; Eurotiales; Aspergillaceae
Source: RefSeq, a predicted model, not a curated record